AUGGCAGGCACUACACCACAAGUUCAGAGCAAGAAGGAAUCUCAAAGUGAGACAAAACCAUCAGAAUUUCUCCGGCCUCAAGACUCUCAGUCUCAUAUAAACCCAGUUCCAGACAUCAUCAGUGAAAGCAAGAGUAAGGAUGUUUCAAUGGAGAGUUCUCUGACAUCUGAGCUCCAAUCAUCACCCGGCAGUGAUGAAGAUGAACGUCAACAUGUACUGGCUUACGGUAAGGACAGUGAUCUGCAGAAGCAUCCUACCUCCAGACAACCUGAAGCAACAUUCAUAUCAGAAGGUUUCAACAAUUGGAAAAAGUCUGGAGAUGAGUUCAAAAAGCAUGAUAAGAGUUCAUAUCACAGAGAUGCCCUUGCAAAACACAAGAAACAUGGUAAUGACAGUGUCACAAGUUUACUUCUGGCAAAAGUUACCAAGGAACAGCAGUGCAGACGAAACCUGAGAGGUUCUGACAUAGAGGGGUUGCCAACAUGGUUAUCUGAGAAAACAUAUAUGUCACCUGCAAUUGUGAAUGAGCAAUCGAUGCUCCUGGGCCGAGCUGUGCGACUGAAGAUUCUUGAGAGAAUCAAAGCUGCCAGUGUCCAUGAGGAUGCUAUUGGCCUAUAUGAGGUUCCUUCCACAACAUCAGCAACACUAACAGAAGUACUAAAAGACACACUUAUCCGUUGUGACUUACCACUAUCGAAUUGCCGAGGUCAAGGCUAUGAUGGUGCAAGUAAUUUUCAAGACCAUGUCAAUGGAGUUGCUGUCCAACUGCAAGGAGAAGAACCACGAGCAGUUCAUGUCCAUUGCCUCGCCCACUGUAUCAACCUGGCUUUGCAGGAAGCCACUAGAGCAUGCAAACCUCUCAGGGAUGCUCUUGACAUCACAAUUGAAGUGAACAAGCUCAUUAAAUAUUCUCCAAAACGAGAACACCUAUUCAAGAAUCUUCCAAAAGCUCUAUCCAUUGAGAAGCGUCUUGACAUGGAUGUGCCUCAAACUGAAAGAACUCGUGGCUUACGACCUCUGUGUCCAACACGUUGGACAGUUAGAACAGGAUCUAUCAACUCUGUUUUGGAGAACUUUGAUACUCUUCGAAAAGCAUUUGAAGAAAUCAAUAAGGGUCACGAUGAGAAUGCCAGGAUUGCAGGUGGUUUACUUUCACAGUUUGACCAGUUUAGUGUGCCUUUUGGGCUGAAAGUUUCUUCCCAAAUUUUUGGUGCAUCAGAGCAAUUGUCUUCCUCCAUUCAAAGCGUAGAAACAACGGCAAAGGACGCACGAAAGGGAGCAGAGCAAGUACUGGCGUAUUAUGAUAAGCUGAGGAGUACAGAUACUUUUUCAGAGUUCUACAAGUCUGUUGUUGAUGAAGCUGAAGACAAAACUGAUCCUCCACGUCUACCACGCUACCGGAAGAGGCCCAAGAGAUUGGAUGAUGGAUCUAAUACUCACACGUUCCCUUCUGUGGAAGAUUAUUGUCGCCAACAAUAUUUUGAAGGUCUAGACAUCGUUUCAGAGCAACUAAAGCGGAGAUUCUCACAGAAAGGAUUUGAAACUGCUGUGGAGAUAGAGCAACUGUUGCUGUCUGCUGCAAAUGGACGGAACUUUCAAAUAUCUUCUCACAUCAGAGAACUCUACAAAGAUGAUGUUGACUUUGUUCGAUUGAACACACAGCUUUCCAUGCUUCAUGACACAGUGAAAUCUGUCUCCACUGAAAGAGGAUGCUUAAUCACUGAAGUCACAAAUAUUGAUACUGUUGUAUCAAUUAUCAACUCAUCGCCUGUAAUAAGGCACCUGUUCAAGGAGAUAAGCACCCUUUUGAAGAUCUACUUGACUAUUCCUGUCACCACAGCAACAUCAGAACGUACCUUCUCCACGCUUCGACGCCUGAAGUCAUACGUCAGAUCUACAAUGACACAGGAACGUCUGAACAACGUUCUGCUACUGCAUGUCCACAAAACCAUUGCUGAUGAACUAUCUCUAGUGGAUGUUGCCCGGGAGUUCAUUUCUUUCCAUGACAGAAGACGCAACUACUUUGGACUUUUCUCAUAA
Molecule: messenger RNA, 2040 nt
Organism: Haliotis rubra (blacklip abalone)
Lineage: Eukaryota; Metazoa; Mollusca; Gastropoda; Lepetellida; Haliotidae
Product: zinc finger MYM-type protein 1-like
Exons: 4
Coding region: 1-2040 (679 amino acids)
Molecular function (GO): protein dimerization activity
Source: RefSeq, a predicted model, not a curated record